AUGUUUUCACUUAAAGCUGUUGUUGUAUUUCAAAUAUUAUAUUUUAUCUCUACGAAUGUAAUUUGUUACUCCAGUAAUAUUUCCUUACCCGAAGAACAAUAUUUAUUUGAUUUUACAAAAUCUGACAAUGUCGAAAAUUGGCAAGAACAGUCUGAUACUGUACGAGACGUUGGAAUGUCUAAAGCAGUAUUUGUGCUACAUCAGAACACCGGUUAUAGAAGAGCCAUAUUUUUCGCAUUAUUGAAUCCUCAAUUGAAUGGUGCUGGAUUCGCCGGUGUAAGAGCAAUUAAAACAUAUAACCUAACUGGUUAUACAAAGCUGCAGAUUCAAUGUAGAGGACAAGGACAAUACAACGGAUUUAAAAUGGUUCUGAGGCACAAAGGGUUAAAUGAUGAGCCUAAUUAUUCUUUUGAACAAUAUUUCCAGGGUCCCAAGGAGGAAUUUGCCGUACGUAACUUGCCUUUCUCUGAAUUUAAAGCAUAUUAUCGAGGUAAAAGAGUCAACAACAACGAAACUUUAGAUAUAUCUCAAAUAACUAGUAUUGGGAUACAGAUGUAUGGAGGAGUCUAUCAACCUAUAAAACAAAAAGGACCAGCUACAUUAGAGAUUGAGUGGAUAAGGGCUGUAUGA
Parnassius apollo (apollo) is the source of this 630-nucleotide messenger RNA. The record is from the annotation of a GenBank genome assembly. NCBI's taxonomy places the organism in Eukaryota, Metazoa, Arthropoda, Insecta, Lepidoptera, Papilionidae.